AUGGAAAACUUUAAAGUACCCAGGGAAAGACCGAGACUAUUAUCUCCUAUUAUUGAUGAGAUAGGGAACUUUGACCAUGGAGAAGAUAGAGUUGAAGAUAAAGAAAAGCAAUCUAUUAAACGUCUUCAAAAUAUAUUAGACCAGGAAUUAGAAAAAGUCAAGAACACGUCGAACUCUGAUCACCAAUCUAGAAAAAAGAGGUUUUUGGUACAUAAGCAAGUUCUAGGACACCUACUUGAACAUGUUACAUCCUAUAAAGAUAUCCUUGCUAUUAUUAAGGCCCAAUACGAAAAUGUCAUCGAUCAUUUAGAACAAGAAAAGGAAGAGGCCAUACUAUCUGCGUCUAAACUAAAGUCUUUAACUUACACUCAGGCUACUCUAGGAAAAAAGAGGAAUGAUAUCAUCCGUAAAGACCGAGAAAUGAGGACAAUUAAUAAGAAAGUAGUUACCAAGCUUGAAAAAAAUUUUUUGGGAUAUGCUCCAGGAAUAUCGAAAAAGGACGUUGAUAAUGUUAAAGCAUUACGGCAGGAAUUAGAUAAAUGCGAAUCGGAUAUUCAAGAAAUAAAAGAUACAGAAAAUAUAAAAUUUGCUUCUAAAGAAAUUCAAGCAACCCUGAAGAAGCAGUGGGCGACUAAGGAGGAUAAUUAUCGAGGCAUUGUCGAUGAUCAUCAGCAAUUAGCCAUUAAGGGGCAUAUGUAUAAAGUAGCGAGUGAGGCUUUGCAGACUUGUUUAUUACAAAGUGGUUCCAAUGAGUCUUUAAUUGAUUUUGAGUCUACUUUAAAAGUUCUCAAAAACGUUAUAGAAUCUUAUCACGGAACUUAUGAUCUGCAAAUGGCCAAAAGUAAUUUAUUUGAUGAGGACGAUCCUACAAAGGAAAAAGAAGCUGAAAUUAUUUUGGAAUAUAUUGAAGCCUUUAAUGUGCUAUUUCAGGAUAAGCAUUAUGAACAGGCCGCUAUCCAUGCUGCUAAUUCUCCAAGGGGAGUUCUAAGGACGACGCAAACUUUGAAUCGAUUUAAAGAAGCGAAAAAACAAGCAAGUUGCAGAUCACCCUUGCUAGCAUAUUGCGAAGCGAUUAUGUCUUCUGCGGAAGCGGUUAGCCACAGACCAACUGUAAAUGAUUCCAUCGAGUACAUCAACUGUGCUUUAACUGAAGGAAGAGAUGAUCUUGUUGUCCACUGGAUUGCCCAAGGACAGUUGACUCUAAGCGAAGUCAUGGGAGAUAUCAUCUUAAGCUUCUCUAAUAAUGAAACCGAUCUUAACGAUUUUGUUAAUAGGGCUAUUCAUCCGUUUAGAAAAUAUACCAUGUAUGUGACACUGGCUCAAAGUAUUUAUUCACAAUGUGAAUGUCACAAAAAAGUUACUCACUGCUACCAUAAGCGUGGCCUAUAUCAGAAUCUACUUGCAUAUUGUCAAGAAGUUAAUUAUACAAUUAAAGACUUUACGCAAUUGUUAUCCGAAUUUCCUGUAUUCGAAGUUAGUAAAUUAUUAUGCCGAAGAGAAUCAAAUAGCUUUGCUCCACUUUCAGUACAUCAGGUUGUUAAUUUAUUGCAUGACUUAAAUAAAUGGGAUGUUAUUGAAAAUCUGCUGCAAUUCAUCUACGAUGAGACAAAUUCGAAUUUAUUACCUCUCGUAAUUCAAGAGAUAUCUGUAACCCAACGGCAGUGGCAACAAGUUAUACAUAUCGCAGCAAACUUAGGACUACAUGAAAUUGUACGUAGACCAUAA
This is a messenger RNA of Trichoplax adhaerens, 1725 nucleotides long. RefSeq lists its product as uncharacterized. NCBI's taxonomy places the organism in Eukaryota, Metazoa, Placozoa, Uniplacotomia, Trichoplacea, Trichoplacidae. The record is from RefSeq and is a predicted model, not a curated record. The transcript has 22 exons. Bases 1 to 1725 code for a protein of 574 amino acids.